AGGUCUGGGGCAUGAUCGCCGACCAGAAGAAGCUGCUGGGGACCAUGAAGUGCACCGUGUCGCGAUUCAACGGCAGCGUCGGCCAGGAGGAGAUGAUCGUGAAGUGGGAGACCAAGGCCGAUUGGCACAGGAACCACCGCAGCGACGUGCGGAAGUACGUCCGGCGUUCGAACAUGGUGAACUCGUUCUUCCUCGUCGGCGGAUUCGGCUUGUGGUUGCCCAGACUGGCCUUCGAGGAGAAGGUGCUGAAGACCGGCGGCAGGUCUUCGAAGCUGGAGGUGGGCGUGUGGUACGAGUUCGAUGACGCGUACAUCGGGUGGCCGACCGACAAUUUGAAGAACCUCACGGAGAUCAGAUGGAACAAGUUUUACGACCAAUAUUCGGCAGCCAUCCGGAACGUUCUCAACCUGGAGAAGCCAUGGGACGCUGCGCCCGCGGCCAAGGCGAAGCCAAAACCAAAGGGCCAGGCGGGGCCAAAGGCGGAGCUGUGACCUGCCCCAGGCUGAGGGGCGCCGGCAGGAGGAGGGAGCCUAGAGAUGGGGGGAAUCCCCUGCUCUUCGGUGCCCUCGCGCGGGCGCUGCCCCCUUCCCAGGGGCCCUCGCUGCUUCGGGCCCCGUCGUCCCGAUCCCCGAGGAGCCCUGACCUCGACGAGGAGGAAGGGGAGGAGCAGACGACGGGGGCGGAUGAGCGGCGGUCUUGACGAAGGAGGCACCACAAGUGCUCGCGGCCCAGCUGCUCGGCGCAGCCCGUGCGCGUCGCGCGCGCGCGGGCGCGGAGACCGGGCGCGGCCUGCCGCGAGGCGUGCUCGCGCACGGGCUCCCGGGCCGCGGCUGCCAUGGGGACAAGA
Messenger RNA from Prorocentrum cordatum, 847 nucleotides. NCBI's taxonomy places the organism in Eukaryota, Dinophyceae, Prorocentrales, Prorocentraceae. The record is from the annotation of a GenBank genome assembly.